Molecule: messenger RNA, 813 nt
Organism: Hyaloscypha bicolor E
Lineage: Eukaryota; Fungi; Ascomycota; Leotiomycetes; Helotiales; Hyaloscyphaceae
Exons: 2
Coding region: 1-813 (270 amino acids)
Source: RefSeq, a predicted model, not a curated record
AUGUUCUUACAUUUCUCAGCUGGUAGAGCAUCCGUUAGAAACGGCGCGCAGGGGUUCGAGUCCCCUAUUUCGCAUUGUCAUGGGCAGACUUGGCCGGAACUUGAAGGCGCCAUCGACUAUUCGGAAUGGGAUCUGCAUAUCCCGGACGCCCAAUUCUUCGAGUCAGUUUCUUCGUCCCUUAAUUCGGAAUGGCUGCCAGAACUAGAUGACGGGAUCUACAGUCAACCUUCGCGAGCGACGCCUCCGCCUCGUUCAACCAAAAACACCUUUUACUACAACCUCCUGACCACUCCAGAGAGCUCCAACAGCGAAUCUCUUUUAUUGCCAGCCGAUAACUCCUUGAUUCUUCGACCCUUAGCUGUUCCCAUCGAGCAACCCCAAUUUAUUGCCAUUCCUAGUGAUCCAUUUGUGGAGGACGGUCUUCUGGGCCCCAUUGCAGACGACAAUAGAUUUGAAAACAUCAACCAAUGCACUAGAUACAGGCUUCAACCUCAAUUCUUUCCUAUUGCACCGAUCCGUGGAUCUGACUGGGACUUUAUAUCUCCUUUUCCAACGGUCAAUAACGACGAUCCUAUCCCUGCUGCACAGCAACAGCCUCCUUCGUGCUAUAUAUGCUCCGACCAACCAACCUUUACACGCCACUCUGAUCUCGUUCGCCACCAAGCCUCUGUUCACGACAUUAGCCAAGGCCUCCACCUCUGUCCCGUCCUAGGAUGCCCAAAAGGCCAAGGCAGGAGCUACUCGCGCGCGGACAAGUUGACGGAGCAUAUGUGGAAGAAGCACGCUGACUUGGGAUAUGCAAAGAGAUCCUAG